Molecule: messenger RNA, 1260 nt
Organism: Mollisia scopiformis
Lineage: Eukaryota; Fungi; Ascomycota; Leotiomycetes; Helotiales; Mollisiaceae
Product: SET domain-containing protein
Exons: 2
Coding region: 1-996 (331 amino acids)
Cellular component (GO): nucleus
Molecular function (GO): protein binding
Source: RefSeq, a predicted model, not a curated record
AUGGCGGCCUUGAAUCCAGGUCAGUUCUCGAAUCACUACAUCGAGCUAAGACCUCGCGCGGACCUCGACUUCCGAUUCGGAAUUUUUGCACGAGCAGACAUCGCAAAAAAUAUUUGCAUUCUCGAAGAAGCCCCGUUGUGCAUUUCCUUGCACAACACCGAGUUCAACAAAUGUCUCGCAUAUGAAAUUCUCACCAAUAGCAAGAAAGCCCUGUUCAACAACCUGCGAUACUAUUGCUGCCCCGAUUGCAGCAUGUCCACGACUUAUAAGAUCUGGUCUUCGAAUGCUCUUAAGUAUGGUGAAGAUGAGGCGAGCAUCUUGUACAACGUGGCGUCUUACUUCAAUCACGACUGCACUCCCAAUGCUCUGGUUGACACCUCUUGUCCCCGCCACGCAGGUGGCCAUGUCAAAAUCAUCACCAGGAGAGAUAUUCGAGCCGGGGAGGAAGUCACCGUUUCAUUCAUUCGAAAGCCAGGUACGACUUCGCAGAGGCGGAAAGAAUUGAAGGAUAAAUGGAACUUCACAUGCUCGUGCCAGACUUGUACAUCCAAUACCAAAUUAACGGCCAAGAUGCUCAGAGAGCAAGAUAAAGCAGUGAUGGCCACAAACCUCGCAACGCACCUUUAUGGCGUGGACUGUCUACCAUCGGCAUUUGAUCUGCAAAGAUCUCAGCAGAUGAAUGGUUUCAUCGAAAACCUCAAGGUCCGAAUUGCCGCCCAAAGUCAAGCCUUCCUCGACGAUUUUCAAGCGGCAGAGAAAGAUUCUGGGAAGCAUUGGAAGGAGAUCACUCCAGCGAAGCUUCUCGCUUUCAUUGAACAAGUCGCAACCUACUUGCGCGAAUUGUUCCCGAAUUCGAUCAGUGCAGACUUCUUCAAGCGAACAGGUGACAGGGCGGCCAUGUUUAAUCAAAAGAUUUUGACAGAGGAAUUCUUGAUGGAGGAGGCAGCUGCGAACUAUGAGUUUGUACUCGAGGAUGCUUACAUGUCUGGAGAAUAAGCUUCGUGUCAUGCAAAUAGAAGAGACGUCUCUGACAGAAGCUUGUUGCUCUUACUCAUGUACUCUUGCGGGAAAUGCCUUGGUAGCAGGAAAAUUCGCGGUCUAUUGUUUUUGGAGAACUUUGCUCUUUCUUUGGAAGCUUGUUGCUGUUUAAGACGAAUUGCUGUUCUUGCAUACAAAGAGGCUAAAAGAGUACAGACAAGCGCAGAUGAUAGGACGAUGUUGGCAAGACAAGGAAAAGUUUGGACGCGCUGAUUCUCAAGA